Didymella exigua CBS 183.55 is the source of this 1119-nucleotide messenger RNA. Its product is annotated as Tautomerase/MIF. The transcript is spliced from 2 exons. NCBI's taxonomy places the organism in Eukaryota, Fungi, Ascomycota, Dothideomycetes, Pleosporales, Didymellaceae. Gene Ontology annotation, molecular function: phenylpyruvate tautomerase activity. The coding region runs from base 1 to 1119 and encodes 372 amino acids. The record is from RefSeq and is a predicted model, not a curated record.
AUGCCUCACUCUGUCAACAACUCGACGUCGACUGGAGCCAAGAUGUCGCGACCUUCGUCCACCUCAACCUACUCGGCCUCGAACGUCAACGCGAAUCAAUUUCCCAAGCAGGCUGGCGCCACCACCCUUCUUGCACCCGAGACCAACGACACCCAGGCACUCACAUCGCCAUCGCAGCUUUCCUUCACAUCGUCGCCGCGAUCAGUUAUCGACGCACCCACGUUUGACGAUUCAAGAUUACGGCCUGCCACAUCCGCUGGUGCCAACAUCGCGCGCCCCUACUCUCGCCAGCGUGCCCAGUACUACGAAGAACAAUUCUCCUACAAGGAUGGCACAACAUCCAAUGCUCGAGACCGUGUGACAAAGGAUGCGCCAAUUGUUGCAGAGUUGAGAACGAACGUAAUUAUCAAGGAUGAAUACACCCUUGUCACCGACCUCUCACACCACCUGUCGACUCGUUAUCAGAAGCCUGAAACAUCGAUUAUGAUAACAGUCAACCACUCAGCAUGUCUGUUGCUCGGCGGUAGUUUCGAACCGACCUACAUUCUCACCAUCAACGCAUUGCCCGUGCAGCUGCAGCCCACACUCAACAAGCGCAAUGCCGCCAUGAUCCAGAACUUCAUGACGGAGUCGAUUGGCGUCCCGAUUGAUCGCGGCAUUGUCAAGUUUGUUGCAAUCCAGGAGGAGGCGUUCGCAAUGAACGGAGUGACCAUCUUGGGCGAGAUCGAGAACCUUGAGCGCACCCAAGCUGAGGAGACAGGCAUGAGGAGGAACAUGACCAAGAGUUCCCGCCGAUCUGGUGUCUCCAAAGCGAAGAGUAGCAUCACGCUUUCUCGCAAGACUUCCAAGGCUAACACCAAGGGAAGAACAGUCACCCCUCCGCUUCCUAGCCCUGGUCCCCUCGAUUCCGGAAUAGCAGUCAACGAGAAGGGCCUGCAGGAGAACUCCUCCACCCAGCCUGCCAGCAAGGGCAUCAACCACAAACAGUCUGAGCCGAUUAUGUCGAGGUUCAGCAGAAGGCCUAGCACCAACCUCGUUCCUCCGCCCAUUCCUGAGAGCAAGACAGCAAAGCACUCUAUGCCUAAGCGCAAGAGUCUACUGAACAUCUUCCGCCGAUAA